Molecule: messenger RNA, 1625 nt
Organism: Halichondria panicea
Lineage: Eukaryota; Metazoa; Porifera; Demospongiae; Suberitida; Halichondriidae
Product: ribonuclease inhibitor-like
Exons: 10
Coding region: 172-900 (242 amino acids)
Molecular function (GO): GTPase activator activity; protein binding
Source: RefSeq, a predicted model, not a curated record
CAGUUUCAAAACAUUUGGAAAUUUUUCUCAGGGAUUACAAGGCUCGAGAACGAAUUUUUCAAAGAAUUGAUCAUAUCUGAAACUGGGAAGGCCAAUCGAGAUCAAAUCUUUCUUCUACACUGUUUGUACGAAGCUGACAACCCUGCUAUCAGCAAGAAAGUUGCGGAAAAGAUGUUCCAUGUUCUAAACCUUGGUAACAUGCUUCUCAGCACAACCGACUGUCUCUGUGCUGCUCACAUGAUCACAUCGGCCGGGGGGGAUUGGCAUGUCGAGUUGAGGGGGUGCAAUAUGGGGGACGAUGGACUGAGGAUAUUCAAGACGUCUCUUUUGACCCACAUUGAGGCCCAUGGAGUACUCGGAUUCACCAUCAAGAGAUUGGAUUUGACUCAGAACCGGAUACGAGCCAUGUCUGUUUGCCACCUAGCGGACAUGAUCAACAGCAAGAUGCAGCUGCACUCACUCAUUUUGUCGUCCAAUCCGUUUGGAGACGAGGGCAUGAGGACUCUCACAGCAGGUCUCAAACAGCCGCACGCAACAACCAAGUCACUCCAUUUCUCAAGCUGUGAGCUGACUAAAGAUGGUGCUUUUGAACUAGCUGAUGUCUUGAGAGCAAACAUCACAAUAAAAGAACUCUACAUCGGAUUUGAACAAUUUGGUUGCCAUGGUGUUACGAGGAUAGCGCAGGCACUAGACAACAGAUACAACAAGACUCUCACUGAAUUAUCACUGACGAAAACAGAUAUGACUUCAGCCGGUCUUACUGCUCUAGCCCAAAUGGCUCCCGUCAACCAAACUCUUGAAGUACUAAGACUUGAUCGGAAUGAUUUGGGAGCUGAUGACUGUCAUCUGGUGGCUACUAUUAUUGAGAAGAGCAGUAGUCUUAUUCUGAUAAAGUCGUGACUGUUUCAUUUAUCAUUGCAACCACCAUUAUUUUGGUGUCAUGCAGUUUGUCAAAGAAUCCGAUUGGAGAUGCUGAUUUUGUGCGAGUACUUGAAGCAUUGAUCGCUAAACCUGAACGAUCUCUCAAAAAGUUGGGGGUGUUUGGAUGUGAUGUCACACCAAAGGGGCUCAAGAAACUCGUGGAACUGUUUCAGUCACAGAAACUUUUGUCGGAAUUCAACUGGGGUGCAAUCAUAUCGGAGGGUGCUGAACUAGUGGGAGAGGCUUUGAAAAGGAACAGCUCCAAUUCAGUCAAUCAAGUUCUAAUGGAGGCUACAAAGGUGACUGACGAAGGAAAGAAGAAGCUCCAAGAGGAUCUGUGACUCCAUCAACUCUGGGAGAGACACAGAGAACAAGUUAGACCUCAACUACAAGCACCACUCUCAAGUGAUGCAGAAGAGAAACUCCACCAAUUAUCUGUGAUAGUUAUGUGUAUGUACCACGUGUAACCUUUUCUUCUAUGUGUGAAAGACCACCCCAUUCAUUGUGUAUAGUAUAUUUUUAUAUUUUACAUAUUUUUAUAUUUUACAACUUAAUCAGGUGCAUAUUCUAAUGAAAGCACCGCGGGUGCUGAUGCCUCGGUGGAGGUGCCAAAGCUACAUAACAUAAAACUACUAGCUAGCUUUUAUACACACAUUGAUUAUAAUUAUCAUGAUGAUCUAAUUUUGCUGCAUUGUACAUGUAAU